CCCUUCAGCUGUAAAACAUCUGGAUGUUGUUACUCCUGAGCUAAACAGGGGAAAAGCUGUUUCCCUGGUUCGCCAUGAAUUUGAAGAUUUUGUUCGCUAUUUUGGCGGUGGCUCUGGUCGCGAUUAUAGCCCUGAAUUGGAUCUUAAUAGUGGGCUUCGCGAAAUCGGCAACUUGUAAGUACACCAAGUUUAUAGAUGUGCUGGAGGAGAUGCAUGGGGAGAGGUUUCAGAGUCUGGUAUUUCAAGAUCUGGACAGUGAGGAGCUAACCAGCGUGGUGCAGUACCUGAGGCAGAAGAUUACAGUGAAGCUGGUGAACUGCAGUGAAGCCCUUCCAUCAGACAAUUACAUCUACAUGAUCGAACUGCACCUCCCCCCGAAAAGUGAGGUCUUAAAAUUUUUGGACAAGAAGGAACCCCAGCCGAGGAGAGAAGCCAGAGCGGUGGUGGUAUUUGGAGCUCAGAGUGAGCCUAAUAUCACGGAGUAUGUGGUGGGACCCCUUCCUUAUCCAACCUACCACAAAGACAUUUCUUCCCAGAAAUACCAGAACCUGAGUUUUCAUGCCAGACCUGUGACAGGCUUCGAAUAUAAAACCAUCAUUUCAAGAAUGGGAUUGGAAAAAGCCUCUCGGGUUAUUCGGGAAAGGACCAAGUUUCUCGAUGUCAAUUAUGGAAUUGGCAAAUAUGUCAACGAACUGGUGAGAGGGGUGGACUGUCCGUACGGUGCAACCUUUGUAGACACUGUUCACUUCUCAGAGAGUGAGAACCCAAGGCGGGUCAAGAACUCCAUCUGUAUCUUUGAACAGAAUAAACAAUUGCCCCUCAGGCGGCACUAUUUCAGCUGGAACACACCUCCCUCUUACGGGGGAGUGGCCGACUGUGUGCUGAUCAUAAGGUCAACCUCCACCGUGGCCAACUAUGAUUAUAUCUUCGAUUACAUAUUCCACCACAACGGUGUGAUUGAGACCAAGGUCCAUCCCUCAGGAUAUGCACUGACCACAUUUCUUUAUGAGGGCGGUCUUCUGUACGGAGCAAAACUUGAAGAGAACGUUUUGGGGAAUAUUCACACUCAUUUCUUGCAUUUCAAGGCGGAUCUGGAUGUAGCAG
Messenger RNA from Chiloscyllium plagiosum (whitespotted bambooshark), 1104 nucleotides. NCBI's taxonomy places the organism in Eukaryota, Metazoa, Chordata, Chondrichthyes, Orectolobiformes, Hemiscylliidae. The record is from RefSeq and is a predicted model, not a curated record.